UAUAAUGCAAAAUAUGAAGCAUUUCUAGAGAUUUAGUCAAGAUCCCUUAACAGUUGUGCAUGUAGAAAGUCGAAAAAUUUAGUUGUAUAAAAAUGACAGUUCGUUUCGAUAAAUUUUCUUAUUAAUUUAGUUUUUGACUGUUAAUCUAAAAGUUUUUGAAGUCGAAUUACGAAGAAAUAAUUGUUUCGGUGUAAUAUGUACAUGGCCCUGAUAAUAAGAGUAUAAAAGGCGGCCAAAAUGCCGAGGCAUCAGUGCCCCACAUGGCUUCUUUACAAAUGGAGAGUAAUCACUUCUGUGGUGGCGCAAUUAUAUCUUCCAAAUGGAUAUUAAGUUCAGCUUACUGCACUCAAAAGUAUGAAUAUAACCCAUCGCUAGUCACAGUGGUAGUGGGUAUCUUGAAUACGCUUGAGAGAGGGCAGUCGUUAAAAGCAGACAAAAUAAUAGUUCAUGACGACUACUUCUAUGUAAACAAUGAUAUAAGUCUGGUUCGCGUUAAAGGGGAGAUGAAAUUUAACAAAUACGUCGCUGCGAUCAUGCUGCCACAGAGUGAGACUAAACCUGGAACAAAGACGGUCGUUAAUGGUUUUGGAAGCAAAGAGCGUUACGGUGAAGUUCUCAGACAACUGCAAACCCUCGAUAUGACCACAUUAUCCUUGGAGAAAUGUAAUAGCUUAUACUCGGAUAGAAGGAGACCAUUGCAGAAAGAGCAACUUUGUGCUGUUGGUGCGAAGAAAGAAGCCAGCGUUUGUCUUGGAGACAGCGGCGGGCCGCUUUACAAUGGAAAAAAUCUUAUAGGAAUCGUUUCAUCAACCAACAGCUGUGGCAGAAGAAAGCCUAGUAUUUUCACAAAUAUAUUUUACUACAAAAAAUGGAUUAAAGAUAAUAUGAAGUAGAUAGUAAAAUGUAAACUGUUUUUAUGCGCAAAUGAAAACCAAAUCCUAUUUAACUUUUACUCCGCAUCCACUU
Messenger RNA from Pieris rapae (cabbage white), 966 nucleotides. RefSeq names its product chymotrypsin-2-like. The coding region runs from base 261 to 893 and encodes 210 amino acids. Lineage: Eukaryota; Metazoa; Arthropoda; Insecta; Lepidoptera; Pieridae. Gene Ontology annotation, molecular function: serine-type endopeptidase activity. Gene Ontology annotation, biological process: proteolysis. The transcript has 5 exons. The record is from RefSeq and is a predicted model, not a curated record.